Molecule: messenger RNA, 1137 nt
Organism: Puma concolor (puma)
Lineage: Eukaryota; Metazoa; Chordata; Mammalia; Carnivora; Felidae
Gene: PPHLN1
Product: periphilin 1
Biological process (GO): protein localization to heterochromatin; negative regulation of gene expression, epigenetic; negative regulation of DNA-templated transcription
Cellular component (GO): nucleoplasm
Source: RefSeq, a predicted model, not a curated record
UACAGAAGAGAUGAAAUGUGGUCUGAGGGACGAUAUGACUAUGAAAGACUUCCAAGAGAACGAGUACCUCCUCGAAGUCACCCCAGUGAUGGCUACCAUAGAGUAGUUAAUAUUGUGCCAAAGAAACCACCACUGCUAGACAGACCUGGUGAAGGAAACUACAAUAGAUAUUACAGUCAUGUUGAUUACCGAGAAUAUGACGAGGGCCGCAGUUUUUCUCAUGAUCGAAGAAGUGGUCCACCUCACAGAGGAGAUGAAUCUGGCUACAGGUGGACAAGAGAUGAUCAUUCCGCAAGCCGACAGCCUGAAUACAGGGACGUGAGAGACGGCUUUAGAAGAAAAAGUUUCUACCCUUCCCAUUAUGCAAGAGACCGAUCUCCUCAUAAAAGAGACCCUCCUUUUUUCAGAGAAUCGCCUGUAGGUCGAAAGGAUUCUCCACACAGCAGGUCUGGCUCCAGCGUCAGUAGUAGAAGCUACUCUCCAGAAAGAAGCAAAACGUACUCUUUGCAUCAAUCUCAACAUAGAAAGUCCAUCCGUGCUGGUGCCUCCUACAAACGGCAGAAUGAAGGAAAUCCAGAAAGAGGUAAAGAGAGACCUGUUCAGUCUUUAAAAACAUCAAGAGACACUUCACCCUCAAGUUCUUCAGCAGUUCCUUCAUCAAAGGUGUUAGACAAACCCAGUCGGCUAACCGAAAAGGAACUUGCUGAGGCUGCAAGCAAGUGGGCUGCUGAAAAGCUGGAAAAGGCAGAUGAGAGUAACUUACCUGAAAUUUCUGAGUAUGAGGCAGGAUCCACAGCACCACUGUUUAUUGACCAGCCAGAAGAACCUGAGUCAAAUGCAACAGAUGGCAUGGAAUUAUUUGAAGACAGUCAGCUAACCAGUCGCUCUAAAGCAAUAGCAUCAAAAACCAAAGAGAUUGAACAGGUUUACCGACAAGACUGUGAAACUUUCGGGAUGGUUGUGAAAAUGCUGAUUGAAAAAGAUCCUUCAUUAGAAAAGUCUAUACAGUUUGCAUUAAGACAGAAUUUACAUGAAAUAGGUGAGAGGUGUGUUGAGGAACUCAAACAUUUCAUUGCAGAGUAUGACACCUCUAGUCAAGAUUUUGGAGAGCCUUUUUAGAAAAUUGCUCAGGCAAAA